GUUCGGCAGCAGUUCGAACUGCUGAGGCAGGAGUUCGCGGCUCAAAUAGGCCAGGCCGCCGACGAGAUGAGGAGGCUGGAGAGCGAGAAUCAGCGUCUUCAGCAGCAGGUGGCAGGAGGCCUCGCGGCAAUCCCGCAGGCGAUCGAGCGGAUGGGCGAGCAGAUCCGGGGCGCGUCGAGUAUGGGCCCAGCCGCUCACGGUCUCGUCGACACGAAGGGGAUCGGCAAGCCCACGACGAUGGGCGACGAUCAAGAGAAGUUCGGCGCUUGGAAUCGCAAGAUGGAGAACUACGUGAUCGGCGUGUACGGAGAGAGUUUUCGUCCCGUUCUUCGGUGGGCUGCAGAAGCCGAACGCCCCGUGACGAUCGCGGGGGCUCAGGCGGCGCACGACGGAGUGCCAGAGCUGGAGACAAAGGUCAACCAGCUGUACGCGGCGCUGAUCAGCACGACGGCGGACGGGAGCGAGAGCAACGACCUCGUGACGGGCGCUCCCGAUGGGAACGGUCUCGAAGCCUGGCGGAAGCUCCACCGCAGGUGGGAUCCGACGACAGGUCCGAGGAAGAGGCUGAUCCUGAGGUCGAUCAUCUCGCCUCCGAAGUGCAGCGCGGACGAGCUGGGGUCCGCCUUAGAGAAGUGGAUCCAGCAGAUAGGCAGGUACGUACGCCGCCAAGGAGAAGAUGGUCUAGCCGAGCUGCCGGAGGAUAUCAAGAUGGCGGCUCUCGAGAUGCUCGUGCCUCAGGACAUCGAGAACCACCUCGUCCUCAACAAGCAUCGGCUCGAAACGUUCCAGGACAGUCUGAACGAGGUGAUGACGAUCGUGGAGGCUCGGACCGGCGUGAAGAUCAAGGAGCCAUCGAUCCGUGCGCGGGCGCAUCAUCCGGACGACAUGGACGUCGGGUCGUUCGGAGCCCCGAAGGGCAAAGGCAAAGGCAAGGGCAAGGACGGCAAGAGCAAAGGGAAAGGCAAGACUCAGGAGCCGAAGGGGAAGAGCAAAUCGACGAACGGAUCAUACUCAGGGCACACGGCACCUCGAUACACCAGCGGGCGCUUCGACGGCUACUGUCGGAACUGCGAGAGAUGGGGCCACAAGGCAUCCGACUGCUGGAAGAAAGAGCAGGGAUCGAGUUCGAGGGCUGGAACUGGAUCCGCAACGGGGGCAAGCGCUGGUGGUAAAGCCGGUAGCCGCGGCGGCAAGGCCGGCGGCAAGGCUGCAGGCAGCCUGGAGGAGGAGCCUGAAGCGGAGGUCGCCGCUCUGGACAUGGGCAGCCUGGACUGCCUGGAGCUCGCCAGCGGCAGCGGCCGCGGCGUAGCGGCGGUCGAUCUCUCUCCCUUCGCGCAGGACGACUGGAUGAAGUUCAACUGGGACAGCGGUGCAGCUAUCUCAGCAUUCCCUCGGAGCUUCGCGCCGCCGACGGGAAUGAAGGGCAACGGCAGCACGUAUCGUACGGCCAGUGGUGAGCUCGUCCCGGACGAGGGCAGCUUGCAGCUCAAGGCGGAGGACGAGUACGGAGUGCUACGAGCGCUCAAGGGACGCGUGACGAACGUGCACAAGCCGUUGAUCUCGGUGGGGCAGGCAGCAGGAGCUGGACAGUGUUCAUUCCUGGGCCGCAAUGGCGGCUGGAUAUUCCACGAGAAGAGCCCAAUCGGCAAGCGCGUGGUAGGCAUGCUCGAGAAGGAGGCGAAGGCGGCGAAGCACCAGAUGCUGCCGGUCUAUCGCGAGCAGGGCGUCUACAACUUCUACCUCAAGAAGGGCCAACAUGGCUCGGUUGCUCCUCUCGAGGAGGGACUUUCGGCGAAGUCGAAGUCCGAGCUGGUGGAGCUCCUCAGCGGCAAGUCGAAGGAGGAGCUGCUGGAGAUCCUCGAGAAGACAGACGACGAGACAGCGGUGCCGGUGGUCUCGUCCGACUACGCCUUCAUGGGCCAGGACGACGCGGACACCAUGCCGAUGCUGGUCCUUAGGGAUCGGCGCUCGAAGAUGAUGGCGGCGACAUUCGUGGAGAAGAAGGGCGACGACGCCUACGCCAUCAAGUUCUUCGCACGCUUCUUGCGGAUCCUGGGCUACAGGAAGAUCGUCAACAAGUCCGACGGCGAGCCAGCGAUCCUGCUGGUCAAGAGGCGUGCGGUGGAGGAGGUUCCUGGCCUCGAGGCCAUUCCCCAGGAGUCGGCACCGGCCGAUCAUCAGGCCAAUGGGGAGAUUGAGGUCGCGGUGCGCGAGAUCAAGAAGCAGGUGCGGGCGCUCAAGAUGGACCUGGAGUCCAAGCUGGGCGUCAAGGUGGAGGACAAGCACCCGGUGCUAGCGCACCUGCCGGAGCACGCCGCAUCGGUAAUCAACCGAUACCGGCGCGGCCAGGACGGCAAGACCGCUCUUCAGCGGCUCACGGGACGGCAGUGGAGGAAGCCGGUCCCGCUCUUCGGCGAACGCUUGAUGGCGCGGUUCGCCGGGGAACGCGUGAGGAAGAACGCGCUGGAGGAGCAGAUGGUGGAGGCUCGCUACAUCGGCCACCACCCGCGCGACGGCUCGAUGAUGGUCAUCACGAGCGACGGCGUGAAGAAGGCGGUCGGCUUCCGCAGCCUGCCGCAGAGCGAGAAGUGGAUCACGGCGGGCUGGGAUGGCCUGAAGGGCCUGCCGUGGGACGUGGCUCCGCGUGCGGCAAGCGCGCCGCGGGCCAUCGUCGGACCUGGAGAGGUCGGUCCGUCACCAAUUGUGGUGGUGUCGCCGCAGCCGCAGGCGCCGAGGAGGAUGUACGUCCUCAAGGCGGACGUCGAGCGGCUGGGCGCAACGCCGGGAUGCCCAGGGUGCGUCUCGAUCGCUAAGCACGGCCGGGUGCUGGCUGGCCACGCGCACAACGCGGUGUGCAGCAAGAGGAUCUUCGAAGCGCUGGACGCGGAGGAGGCAGGCCGGGAGAGGACCGGCCAGUAUCGAGAGCGGAGGCAGGGCCAAGAGGCCAGAGUUCGACCGGCGGCAUCGGCCGCGGCAGGGACCCCUCCGCCGAAGACGGCUCGGAGGAUCACCGAGCCGGUGGCAGCGGCGGCAGCGGCAUCGGCCGCGCCGGCCGCGACCCGCUCGGCAGCAGCGCCAGCCGUGGCAGCCACGGCGGCGCGCCGGCGAGAGAGCCAGCCGGUAGCACCGGGCUUCGGCGUGGCGGCUCCUUCAGGAGGAGCGAGCUCCAGUUCGGGAGCAGCGCGAGCGGCAGAGGCCGCCGCGGAUGUCGACAUGACCGCGGCUAGGUCGCGGCUGAAGCGCUCGGCAGAGGUGGCCCCGGAUGAUGUGCCGGAGGCCCUCGAGCGCGGUGAUCCACAGCCGGCAGACGUGCCGGUACCGGUGGACAUGGAGGAUCUCGCGGCGCAGCCGGCGCCGGCGGAAGGACCUCAGCUGCCAGCUGGAGUGGCAGUCGUGUGGAACGCCAGUGAGGGGAGGCACAUGCGGGUGCUCGCCCUCGAUGUGGCGUCGAUCGAGCUGGUUGAGCUCGGAGUGCUGACGAGAGCGAAGGCGGAGUUGCUCCCGCUCGUUCGCGAACAGGUCAGUGGCCAUUGGGCCAGCGCCGGCGUGGACAUCGCCGACGAGGAGGUGGACAGCAUCGCCCUAUCGGCGUUGCAGCUGGGCGCCGUGGACGUGGCCGAGGUGUACUCGCCACAUCGGUUCUCGGCUCGGGCAGCGGAAUUUCAGCUGCGCCCGGGCUUCGCGGCGGACCUGGAGGAACUCAAGGAGGACGGGACGCCGUGGGACUUGCGGCGCCCCGAAGAUGUCAAGGAGCUCGAGAAGCAGCAGGAGCGGAUGGAUCCCAUCCUGCUCACGGGGUCCCCUCCAUGCGAGAAGUUCAGCUUGCUGAGGGGCCUGAGUGCCAAGUUCAGGACCGAUGAGCAGGAGGCGGCUGAGAUGGAGGAGGCCAGACACCACCUGAAGGUGGCAGUCGACGCCUACUGGCGUCAGCUCAGGAAGCCAGGCAGGUACUUCUUGCAUGAGCAUCCCUGGAGCGCGCGAUCGUGGAAUGAGGACAUCGUCAAGGAGCUGGUCGCGCAUCCAGGAGUCUUCACGGUCAAAGGCCCCAUGUGUCGGUGGGGCAUGAAGCUCACGAACCCCCGCAAUGGCCAGGAGGAGUUCGUGCGCAAGGAGACCGGAUGGGUCACCAACCAUCCAGGCCUAGCCCGGAGGCUGCAGGGCACUUGCAGCAAUGUGGACGGCCGCGCGGAAUGGCAUCGCCACAUCACGCUCGUGGGCGGCAUCGCGCGGUUCGCGAAGGUCUAUCCACCGAAGUUGGUGGAGGCGGUGCUGGAGGAGCUCAAGGACACGCUGAAUGACGUGGGAGAGCUCAGCACCGCCCAGGUGCAGCAGUCGGGCCCAGUCCCUGUGGACGCGGCAGUGCCGCCCGGGGACUGGACGAGUUACUGGGACGACGUCAAUGGCGGCUACCUGGAGGCGGGCCUUGUGGCCCAGGCUCGCACGGUCGAGCGCGAGUGGGUCAAGAAGCAGGAGCUGAUCGAGAUCGUCCCGAGGAGCAGGCUCGUCGUGAAGGAGAUCAAGGCGAAGAAGCGCCCUGACGAGCAGCUGGAGGCGUCCGAGGUCUUCUCGGCCAUGCCUCCUCUGGAGGCCAUGCGGUCGCUGGUCUCGCUGAUGGUCACGUGGACGCGGGAACCACCGCUCCACAUUCAGGAGUCGCUUCGCAAGAAGGGCAGGAAGCCGGGCAACUUCAAGAUCGGCUUCUUCGACAUCAGCAGGGCGCACUUCUACGGGAAGGCGCAGCGGAGGAUCUUCGUGGAGCUGGAGGAGGAGAGUCGCAAGGAGUACGGCGAGGACAAGUGCGGCCUACUCCUCAAGUCCUGGUACGGCACGCAGGACGCCAGCAAGAUCUGGCAGGGCGACUACACGGAGCUGCUGGAGGAAAACGGCUACAAGGCGGGCGUGUCGUGCCCAGCGGUCUUCUACAAGGAGGUGGACGAGACGAGGCUGCUGGGGCACGGCGACGACUUCGCGGUGCUGGCUCAGCAGCAGGACAUCGACAGCUUCGAGGCCACGCUGGGCAAGAAGUACGAGUUCAAGAAGACUGCGAACCUAGGCUUCGACGAGGGCGAUGACAAGCAGGCGGUCUUCCUGAAUCGGGUCAUCGAGGUCAGUGCGGGAGUUCCGCCUGGCGGUGGCCGGCCCUGCCGGCAUGCGAUGAUCGAGCCGGACAAGCGGCACGCGGAGAUCGUGAUCGACGAGUUGGGUCUCAGCAAGGCCAACGGCGUGGACGCGCCGACGGAGAAGCGCAGCGCCGACAAGCAGAUGAUGGAUGCGAAGUCGGCGGCGUUGGGAGCAGCGGAAGCUUCGCGCUUCCGAUCCCUCACCAUGAGGGUGGCCUACCUGUCUCAGGACAGGCUGGACUUGGCUGAGGCAUCGAAGACGCUCGCCAGGUCCAUGCAGACGCCAACGGAGGCGAGCUGGCUCAUGCUCAAGAGGGUUGGCCGCUACCUCAAGCGGCAUCCUAGCACGGUGACGGUUUUCACGGAGCAGAAGACGUUCGACAAGAUCCGGGUGUACGUGGACUCCGAUCAUGCAGGCUGUGCAGUCACGCGGAAAAGCACCGGAGGCUUCGUGGCGAUGCUGGGGCAUCAUGUAGUCAAGCACGGCAGUAACCUGCAGUCGACGGUUUCAUUGAGCAGCGGGGAGAGCGAGUACUACGCCCUGGUGAAGGGCGGGAGCGUGGGCCUAGGCCUUCACAGCCUCUUCGCGGAUUGGGGGCUGGACCUGAAGGUGGAGCUUGCCUCGGAUUCAUCGGCGGCCCGGGGCCACGUCCAACGGCGAGGUCUCGGGAAGAUGCGGCAUGUUCAAUCACGAUACUUGUGGAUCCAGGAGCGUGUUGGCAAGGGCGAUCUCUCGAUCGCUGCAGUUCCUGGCAAGAACAAUGUCGCGGACGUGCUGACCAAGAGCGUGGGUGGCUCCCUGUUGAGGAGACACAUGGCCACGCUGAACAUCUGGGAUCGGGCACCGAGUUCGAAUCAGAAGGACAUCAAGUGA
Messenger RNA from Prorocentrum cordatum, 5994 nucleotides. Lineage: Eukaryota; Dinophyceae; Prorocentrales; Prorocentraceae. The record is from the annotation of a GenBank genome assembly.